Molecule: messenger RNA, 1422 nt
Organism: Rotaria sp. Silwood1
Lineage: Eukaryota; Metazoa; Rotifera; Eurotatoria; Philodinida; Philodinidae
Source: the annotation of a GenBank genome assembly
AUGGGUAUCAAAUUUCUUGAAUUUGUCAAACCAUUCUGUCAGCUUAUACCUGAAAUUCAAAAACCUGAACGUAAAAUUCAAUUUCGUGAAAAAGUUUUAUGGACAGCUAUAACAUUGUUUAUCUUUUUGGUUUGUUGUCAAAUACCAUUAUUUGGUAUCAUGUCAUCAGAUUCAGCUGAUCCAUUUUAUUGGAUUCGAGUUAUUCUUGCAUCAAAUCGUGGUACUCUAAUGGAAUUAGGUAUAUCACCAAUUGUUACAUCAGGUCUUAUCAUGCAAUUAUUAGCCGGUGCAAAAAUAAUUGAAGUCGGUGAUACACCAAAAGAUCGUGCUCUAUUUAAUGGUGCACAAAAACUUUUUGGUAUGGUUAUUACAAUUGGACAAGCUAUUGUUUAUGUUAUGACUGGCAUGUAUGGUAAUCCAUCAGAGAUCGGUGCUGGUGUUUGUCUUUUAAUAAUAAUUCAAUUAUUUGUUGCCGGUCUUAUUGUCUUAUUACUUGAUGAAUUACUUCAAAAAGGUUAUGGUCUUGGUUCUGGUAUAUCAUUAUUUAUUGCAACAAAUAUUUGUGAAACAAUUGUAUGGAAAGCAUUCAGUCCAGCAACAAUAAAUACUGGACGUGGUACUGAAUUUGAAGGUGGUAUUAUUGCUUUAUUUCAUUUAUUAGCUACACGACAUGAUAAAGUUCGUGCAUUACGUGAAGCAUUUUAUCGUCAAAAUUUACCAAAUUUAAUGAAUUUACUUGCUACUGUCUUUGUCUUUGCUAUUGUUAUUUAUUUUCAAGGUUUUCGUGUUGAUUUACCAAUAAAAUCAGCUCGUUAUCGUGGUCAAACAUCAUCAUAUCCAAUUAAAUUAUUUUAUACAUCAAACAUUCCGAUUAUACUUCAAUCGGCACUUGUUUCAAAUUUAUAUGUUAUAUCACAAAUGUUAUCAACAAAAUUUUCGGGAAAUUUUAUUAUUAAUUUAUUAGGUGUUUGGGCUGAUAGUGGACCACAACGUUCAUAUCCUAUCGGUGGUUUAUGUUAUUAUUUAUCACCACCAGAAUCCUUACAAGGUAUGUUAGUUGAUCCUGUACAUGCAGUACUUUACAUAGCUUUUAUGCUUGGUUCAUGUGCAUUCUUUUCAAAAACAUGGAUUGAAAUAUCUGGUUCAAGUGCAAAAGAUGUUGCUAAACAAUUAAAAGAACAACAAAUGGUAAUGCAUGGUCAUCGUGAAAAAUCAAUGAUUCAUGAACUUAAUCGAUAUAUUCCAACAGCAGCUGCUUUUGGUGGUUUAUGUAUUGGUGCAUUAUCGGUAUUAGCUGAUUUACUUGGUGCCAUUGGUUCUGGUACUGGUAUAUUAUUAGCCGUAACUAUUAUUUAUCAAUAUUUUGAAAUAUUUGUUAAAGAACAGAAUGAAUUAGGUGGUAUGGGUACACUUUUAUUUUAA